Molecule: messenger RNA, 4082 nt
Organism: Triplophysa dalaica
Lineage: Eukaryota; Metazoa; Chordata; Actinopteri; Cypriniformes; Nemacheilidae
Gene: cul4b
Product: cullin 4B
Exons: 20
Coding region: 438-3017 (859 amino acids)
Biological process (GO): ubiquitin-dependent protein catabolic process; DNA damage response; protein ubiquitination
Cellular component (GO): Cul4B-RING E3 ubiquitin ligase complex
Molecular function (GO): ubiquitin protein ligase binding
Source: RefSeq, a predicted model, not a curated record
AGCAGCCGCGCACACGGUCGUAAGUACUUCCGGUGGGUCAGCGUAGGAUCUCAAAAAAGUUACUCUUUCCCCGCUUAGUUUUACGCAAACUCACAAUACCAGCAGAUUUCUCGAGCGGCAAAACGACGUGCAGCAGAAUGCUUUAACGGAAACCAUCUACGAAACGGACGUAGAAACCCAGCAGACUUUGUGCGCCGCGAGAGAGUGCGUUCGCGAGAGAGGAAGCAGUAUUCAACCAUCUUUCCUCUGCUGGCAAUAACAAGAACAGAGAAGGGUCCAAGUGGGGCUACACUUCUCAAUUUAUACUAUUUUCUGCUUAUUCGCACGCGGAGCCGUGAGGUUGGACUUUUCCCGACCGAUACCGAGGAGUAUAACGCGUCCACAACCGGGAUCGUAGCAUUAGUAGAUUAGCUAUUUGAUUUAGUAUUUCUUUUUUCAUGUUUCCAACAGGUUUACCUUCCCCUAAUCCCCCAUCGCCAGCCCAAGAGCCCAGACCCGCAGCUUCCGAUGUUCACAACGACAGUAGUUUAACGUCUUCUAAGAAGAGAAAAAUUCACAGUUCCGAGAAAGAAGACAUUGAUUCAAUAUCUUCGUCUCCGAAAGCCAUUUGCAAUUCAUCCUCCACCACGUCCUGCUCUUCCACGACUUCGCAGCAACACAACAAGAAGUUGAGAUUUGAGGACUCGGUGGAUUUCAUCGGACUGGAUGUGAAGAUGGCCGAGGAGUCGAGUAACCCUUCUGCGUCUUGUUCUAAGGCAAAAAACGUGUUCCUGCCCGGAGGUGUGGGGCAUCAUGCGAACGGACUCACCAAGACUGCGGGCUCCUCUACAUUCUCAAACAGUAAACCCGGUGCUGCAAAGAAACUUGUUAUCAAGAACUUUAAAGAAAAGCCAAAAUUACCAGAGAAUUACACAAAUGAGACCUGGCAGAAGCUAAAGGAGGCGGUGGAAGCCAUACAGAACAGCACUUCAAUAAAAUACAACCUUGAAGAGCUUUAUCAGGCUGUUGAAAACCUGUGUUCACAUAAGAUAUCUGCCAAGCUCUAUAAACAGCUCAGAGUGGUUUGUGAAGACCAUAUCAAGGCCCAGAUUGACCAGUUCAGAGAGGAUGCUCUAGACAGUGUUCUCUUUCUGAAGAAAAUAGACAAAUGUUGGCAAGAUCACUGCAGACAAAUGAUUAUGGUAAGAAGUAUAUUUUUGUUUUUGGAUCGCACAUACGUUUUACAAAAUUCAAUGCUGCCCUCAAUCUGGGAUAUGGGUUUGGAGUUGUUUCGUUCCUAUAUCAUCAGCGACCUAAAGGUGCAAAGUAAGACAAUCGCCGGGAUUCUGCUUCUUAUUGAGAGAGAGCGGAGUGGGGAGGCCGUAGACCGUACUCUCUUGAGGAGUCUUUUGAGCAUGCUGUCAGAUCUGCAGAUAUAUCAGGAUUCAUUUGAGCAGCGUUUUCUGGAAGAGACAAAUCGACUGUAUGCUGCAGAGGGCCAGAGGCUCAUGCAGGAGAGAGAGGUGCCAGAAUAUCUCCAUCAUGUUAAUAAACGUCUAGAAGAGGAGGCUGACAGAGUCAUCACAUACUUGGAUCAGAGCACACAAAAACCCCUCAUUGCCACAGUAGAAAAGCAACUACUUGGAGAACAUCUUACAGCAAUACUACAGAAAGGUUUGAAUAACCUGCUGGAUGAGAACCGUAUUGAGGAUCUGUCUCUGCUGUAUCAGCUCUUCAGUCGUGUCAGGGGUGGCGUGCAGGUUCUCCUGCAACAUUGGAUAGAGUACAUCAAGGCAUUUGGAAGCACAAUAGUCAUCAACCCAGAGAAAGACAAGACGAUGGUACAGGAGCUUCUGGAUUUCAAGGAUAAAGUCGAUCACAUCAUUGACAUAUGCUUCAUGAAGAAUGAGAAGUUUGUGAAUGGCAUGAAGGAGGCGUUUGAGACCUAUAUCAACAAACGGCCAAACAAACCUGCCGAGCUCAUAGCAAAAUAUGUGGAUUCAAAGCUUCGUGCAGGAAACAAGGAAGCAACCGAUGAGGAACUUGAGAAAAUGUUGGACAAGAUAAUGAUCAUAUUCAGGUUCAUUUAUGGCAAAGAUGUUUUCGAGGCAUUCUACAAGAAAGAUUUAGCGAAGAGGUUACUGGUGGGAAAGAGUGCUUCUGUAGAUGCGGAAAAAUCAAUGUUGUCCAAACUGAAGCAUGAAUGCGGAGCUGCAUUUACCAGUAAGCUGGAAGGAAUGUUCAAAGACAUGGAGCUUUCAAAAGACAUUAUGGUCCAGUUCAAACAGCACAUUCAAUGUCAAAAUAUUCCUGGGAACAUUGAGCUGACAGUGAACAUUCUCACAAUGGGUUAUUGGCCAACUUACGUCCCCAUGGAAGUGCAUCUCCCACCGGAGAUGGUGAAACUCCAGGAGAUUUUCAAGACGUUUUACCUGGGCAAACACAGUGGAAGGAAGCUACAGUGGCAGUCAACAUUAGGACACUGUGUGCUUAAGGCAGAAUUUAAAGAGGGCAAGAAAGAGCUCCAGGUGUCACUGUUUCAGACAUUAGUUCUGCUUAUGUAUAAUGAAGGGGAGGAGUUUUCUCUGGAGGACAUAAAGCUGGCUACAGGCAUCGAGGACGGCGAGCUGAGGCGGACCCUGCAGUCACUAGCCUGCGGAAAAGCACGUGUUCUUAUGAAAACCCCAAAGAGCAAAGAUGUGGAAGACGGAGACAAGUUCUUAUGUAACGAUGAUUUCAAACACAAACUCUUCAGGAUUAAAAUCAACCAGAUCCAAAUGAAAGAAACGGUGGAAGAGCAGGCCAGCACUACAGAGAGAGUAUUCCAAGACCGUCAGUACCAAAUCGACGCUGCCAUCGUUCGAAUCAUGAAGAUGAGGAAGACUCUCAGCCAUAAUCUUCUGGUGUCUGAGGUGUACAACCAACUCAAAUUCCCAGUCAAGCCUGCUGAUCUAAAGAAGAGGAUAGAGUCACUUAUUGACAGGGACUACAUGGAAAGGGAUAAGGAAAAUCCCAAUCAAUACAACUAUGUGGCUUAAAGAAUGAGAGGUGUAGAUGAGGGAUGGAAGAAAUGACAAGAGGAGGCUGUUUUCAGUGACGUCGUUAACUUCACUUAGCACAUGGAACUCCUCGUUCCAGAUUUUGUUCACUUUAUCAUCUUCACCACGGUGACCAAUAACUGAUUCGGUUUUCUCUUUCUGGAUUUGUUUGGCUCUACCCCCCCUCAGAAUGGCACGUCUCUUUAAAAACAAGAGAAACUAUAAUACAGGAUUAUGUCGAUUAAUUGCUUAUUAAAGAGAAUUGGACUAUCCCGAGUUAAAAAACUAUUUAUUUCUUGGUUUCAUGGCUAUUAUUUGUCUCUGCCAUGUUGUGUUUUUUUUUUUCCCCCAUUGUGUGUUUCAUGCAAUUGUCACUUAACAUCGACUUAUUACCCGUGCAAAGAAACCAGUACCAGAUUGAUCAAAAUAGACUUGUUUGUUCAGUCGAUGUUGUAUUAGGUACCAGUGUAUAAACAUUGAAAAUAGGAUUUCUUUUUGCCAACGUUUUUGAUAAACGGAAAAAUGAUUCAAUCAUUCAGCUGGUUGGUCACAAGCAAUUUAUGUUCUGUGAAUGUGAUUUGUUGAUGAAUAGAACAAUUGAGGCUGAUUGGAAAUUUCACAGUAUGUGCCAAGAUUAGGUAAACCAAGCACUUGUUUGUUCGUAGAAAUGUUAACGCUGCUAAACACUAACUUGUACAUCUUCCUUAGUCUUCUUCUCCCUGCUUCUACCAUCUCGCAUUUCCUCCUCUUGUUUAUUUUGUAUAUACAUUUUACACUCAAAUUUGAUGUUUGACACUCAGCUACAUUGCGACCGAAAUCUUUCACCAGAAACUUUGACAAGCACAGCAGCACCGUUUUAUCAUCCAAGUGUUUCCAAGUUUAUAUAUAAUUUCAGUUCUCAAUUUGGCCUAUAUACUGAGAAACUCCUCUGUGUGGCAUCACUGGAUCUGUGGAAUUUUGGGCAAUGGUGUUUUGAGAAAUCAUACUUAAGUGGACAGUUGUCCAGUGUCUGGAAAGUAUGCUUGUUUUUAUUGCCUCAGAAUAAACAACUAUGUGUUUCCAUGA